Microdochium trichocladiopsis is the source of this 1953-nucleotide messenger RNA. Its product is annotated as fungal-specific transcription factor domain-containing protein. Gene Ontology annotation, biological process: positive regulation of transcription by RNA polymerase II. The transcript has 2 exons. Gene Ontology annotation, cellular component: nucleus. The record is from RefSeq and is a predicted model, not a curated record. The coding region runs from base 1 to 1953 and encodes 650 amino acids. Gene Ontology annotation, molecular function: zinc ion binding; transcription cis-regulatory region binding; DNA-binding transcription factor activity, RNA polymerase II-specific. Lineage: Eukaryota; Fungi; Ascomycota; Sordariomycetes; Xylariales; Microdochiaceae.
AUGGCGGUCGCUCAACCGACAAAGGCGAAGCCCGCCUCAAAACAGCCGCCCAACAAUGCCAGCGCAAAGACAAAGUCCCAGAUGCACCGCCGCUCAAGAACAGGCUGCUACACUUGCAGAUUACGGCGCAAGAAGUGCGAUGAGGGCACACCUUGCUGCAAGGCCUGCCGGCACCUUGGCCUCAAGUGCGAAUACAAGCGGCCAAUGUGGUGGGGAAACAACGACGCCCGCAGCCAGCACAAGGAGGACAUCAAGAUGAUCAUCAAGCGCAAGAAGCUCUCCGAGAAGGCUUCUCACACAAUCAACACUUCGAUAAACUCGCCGCCUGGCCUCUCUCACUCGCUCCCGACGUCGGCAACCUUCUCCGACCCCCUGGACAGGACGCGAUCCGCCUCCAUCGAUUCGCACUUUGCCUUCAACUUCAACAGUCCGCCCAAUUCUCAAGACUAUGGCUAUCCCGAGAUGAUGUGCCCGCUUUCGCCAUACGAGAUCGAUGUCCGCACGGAAAGGCAGAUGUUCAUCGACGAUGUUCCUACCCUCCGAGAGUCGACCAUCUCCACCUUCAGCACCUUCCACACACCGCCAGCUUCGGGCACUGUCCUCAACUUCCCCUACGAUGGCGAAUGGACAGAAGAAGUAUACCAGGAGCGCAGAGAGUCUCUCUCCGAAGAGGCCCUGAACGUGAACUUCUUCGACUUCGCUCACGGCCCAGCAAUGUCCUCGAGGCAAGUAGACAUCGAGUUGGAUGAGAACGACCAGCGACUCCUCAACCACUUCAUCCAAUUUGUUCUCCCAACCAUCUUCCCCAUUCUCGAGACAAACCAGCACGGCUCAGUCACAUCGGACCUCAUUCUACCAGCUCUCCAGAGCAACAAGGGCUACCUCCACUGCUGCCUGAUGAUGGCUGCGCAGCACCUCAAGGCGGCCUCCAGUGGCCAGACGGACGAGAUUGACGCCGACAUCAUGCGCCACAGGCAUGUUACCAUCCAGGCCCUCUGCGAAGCCCUGACGCGGGACGAGAACCACCAGCAGAUCCUCGAGGCAACUCUGGGCCUCAUCUUCUUCCAGUCUUGCGUUGGUCGCUACGACGACUCCCUUCCUGACAUCCCCUGGCACCAGCACUUCCAGGCCGCGCAGUCUCUCGUGCAGAGGCUCCAGCUUCCUCAGCUUGUCGCCGACCCCAACCUGCCCCAGACUCCCUUCAACAUGACCCUCACUGCUUGGAUUGAUAUCCUGGGUGCUACCAUGCAGGGCCGCGCUCCUGUGUUCGCACACCACUAUCGGGAGAAGCACCUCUCGCCCAGCAACUCAUCCCUUGGUCUGCGCGAGCUCAUGGGCUGCGAGGAUCGUGUCAUGUAUCUAAUCUCCGAGAUUGCAUGCCUCGAGGCCCUCAAGAUUGAUGGCAUGGACGAAAUCAGCCUCUGCCAGCAUGUGCACGCCCUGGGCGACCAGAUUGGCCUCACCGAGGUCGGCGACUGCAGCCCCAAGAUGCCCUUCAACGCCAACGGCACCCUGAGCCCCAAGCAGCUCAGCAAGAACAUCACCAGCGCGUUCCGCGUCGCGGCCCGCAUCUACCUCUGCAGCCUGGUCCCCGGCUUCUCGCCGAGCCAAGCCAGCUGCAUCGGCCUCGUGGAGAAGCUCACAAACAUUCUCCAGCACAUCCCCUCCGGCCCUGCCGGGUUCGACCGCAGCCUGUCCUGGGUCUAUCUCAUCGGCGGCUCCGUCAGCCUGGCCAACUCGAGCUUCCGCCAUUUCUUCGAGGACCGCAUCGCCCAGCUUGGCGACGCCUCGGUGGUUGGCAGCUUCGGCGGCGUGUCCUCGCUCCUCCGCGAGGUCUGGCUCCAGCUCGACAACUGCCCUCCUAGCCCCGGCGCCACGGGCGCCACGGAGAUUCCUUACAUCUGCUGGCGGGAGGUCAUGGCGAUGAAAGGAUGGGACUUUUUGCUCAUCUAA